AGGUGUUUAUUGCAGAGGACUGGAACUUGGCACCGAGAUGUAAUGUGUGUCAAGGUGGACUUAUAUUAAAUAAUAUAUUAAUCUUGACACUGUGGCAACACUGAGGCACCGCCAUUACGUUUAAGAGAAUUGUCAUUCACCGGCCAUUAGAUACAUAGCUGAAAAAGGAAGAACAUUGUGCGUUUGAGCUGAUAGUUGGUUAUAAGAAAAUAAAAGACUUACUUUAAAAUAAACAUUUAUUAAUUUUAUUAAACAACGCACGAACGUGACAUGGUGUCAGAAUAAGAGCGAACCUGUUAUUGACGAGAAAAGUGUUCAUAACAAAACCAUAAGGAUCGAAGAAAGCAGAAUUUUACGGAUCCAUCGCUGCCGUUCGCCAUAAAACUUUAAUUUCAUCAAAAAAAUAUCAGCAACGGCACCAAAUCAUCGGGCUACGAAAGAGCAUUCAUCGGAAUAAGACAACAACAGAUAAGAAGGCGUCAAGCAAAAUUUCACGGAUUUCAUCGCAUUCGUCGGAUUUUUUCUGGAUUGUUCAAACUUGUCAUUGGAGUGGAAAAAUUGGAAACGUGAGUUUUUAGUUUACAUGAUCGCGAAAGAUAAAAAUUUACAGCCGGAAUCAACAAAAAUAGCUACGUUUCUUUGGCUUAUUGGUACAAAAGGUGCCAAUAUCUACAAUACGUUGUUUCCAAAUGACGGGUCACAUUCAUUGUUGGGGACAUUCACAGCACAACGUAUGAUACCGGCUACGGACACCGAAGCUGAACAUGGAGUGACUGAAAUAAAGCAACGAUCGUUGGAAGAGGUUUUGCAAGCAUUCGACAAUCAUUGUCUACCACAGAAGAAUGUGACAAUGGAAUCAUACAAGUUUAACAACAUGAGUCAAAAGGAGCGCCAACCGUUCAAUGAGUUUUUAACGGAACUUCGUGUCCAACUUGAAAGAUGUGAAUACAACUGCAUAUGUGGAGCAUCGUAUGAAAAUCGAAUGCUGCGAGAUCGCAUCAUUACUGGAGUUUGUGAUAGGAAGCUGCAGCUGAAAUUGCUUGAUAGGCGCGAUGAAAAUCUUGAAAGAGUGGUGGAAAUGUGCAAAACAUUUGAAUCAGUAAACGCGAAUAAAGACAUUUUGGCAUCAAAGCAAUCAAUUUCAGCAGUAGCAUCAAUAGCAAGCAAAGAAAAGGACGAAGUAAACGCAAUAAACGUAACAAAUCGGCGUUUUUGUUUUAAUUGUGGUGGUGACUGGAAUUCGGAUCACAAGAGCAAAUGUCCAGCAAGAGAAUUCAUGUGUUCAUGCGGGAAGAAAGGUCAUUUUCGUCGAAUGUGUCGUAAAAAGGCAAACAAAUCGGAAGCAGGUAAACAGGAAUCAAAACCAAAUGGAAGGCAACGGGUCGAUACUGUUCGCUAGGACGAAUUGUCAGAGUAAACUCAGUGGGAAAACAUGUAAAACGCUGGACGAAAGCCUACCUAGUAGGAAAUAGGGAAGUUGAAUUCAAAAUUGAUACGGGAGCGGACGUUAACUGCAUUCCAUUAAAAAAUAGUUAAAGCAAUGAAUUUAAAAAUGAGCACUGAACGAAAAGACUUGUGUGUAUUUGAUUACAGCAAUAAACAAAUCAGA
This is a messenger RNA of Rhagoletis pomonella (apple maggot), 1609 nucleotides long. RefSeq lists its product as uncharacterized. The record is from RefSeq and is a predicted model, not a curated record. NCBI's taxonomy places the organism in Eukaryota, Metazoa, Arthropoda, Insecta, Diptera, Tephritidae.